CUGAAAAUUCAACAAACGAAAAAUUUUCAGAUCAAGUUUCUCACCAAGAUUUGGCAUCCCAAUAUAAGUUCCCAAACUGGGACUAUCUGUCUUGAUAUCCUCAAGGAUCAAUGGGCUGCAUCGCUAACUUUACGCACUGUACUUCUGAGUAUUCAAGCAUUGAUGUGUUCACCAGAGCCCAAAGAUCCUCAAGACGCUGUAGUUGCUAAGCAGUAUAUGUCCAAUCCUGCCCUAUUCAAGGAAACAGCAGUUUUCUGGACCAUCAAAUAUGCCAAAGGUAAAGCUGAAGAGAAUCGUCAAUAUCGAGAACGUGUAGAAAAGCUCCGCGAUAUGGGUGUCACGGAA
Messenger RNA from Strongylus vulgaris, 345 nucleotides. The record is from the annotation of a GenBank genome assembly. Lineage: Eukaryota; Metazoa; Nematoda; Chromadorea; Rhabditida; Strongylidae.